Messenger RNA from Lathyrus sativus (Indian pea), 657 nucleotides. The record is from the annotation of a GenBank genome assembly. NCBI's taxonomy places the organism in Eukaryota, Viridiplantae, Streptophyta, Magnoliopsida, Fabales, Fabaceae.
AUGGAUCAUUACCAACAAGCCGGUCAACAUUGUUCUUCAACAAAACUCGAAAGAAAGAUUAUUGAGAAAAAUAGGAGAAAUAAGAUGAAGAGUCUCUGUUCCAAACUCAACUCUCUUCUUCCUAACUAUAAUCCCAAGGAAGCUUUACCAUUACCUGAUCAAAUAGACAAUGCUAUACACUACAUUAAGAGCUUAAAAACAAAUUUGAAAUUGGCAAAGGAGUUGAAAGAAAGUUUAAUUAGAAACAAGAGAUCAAGUAGUGGCUGUUCGAGUUCUUCGGGUGCAAAAGGAAGCACAAAAUCACCAAAAAUAGAGAUUCAUGAAAAUGGUUCUUCUCUACAAGUUAUUGUAACAUGUGGGGUUUAUGAUAAGUUCAUUUUCUGUGAAAUUCUAAGAAUACUGCAUGAAGAUCACGUGGAGGUCAUCUCUGCAAAUUCUUCAUUGGCUGGAGAUUCAGUUAUUCAUGUUGUGCAUGCAGAGAAUCCACAGUCAUUGUUUCAGUUUGGAGCAACGAAAGUAGGCGAGAGAUUGAAAAGGUUUGUGAAUGGAUCUGCAAGCAAGGCGCAAUUAAUAGAGCCUCCAGUGUGGGAUUUUGAGACUGGAACUGAGAAUUGGGAUUUAAAUUCUGUAGUAAACAAGUGUUUACCAAAUUGUUGA